This is a messenger RNA of Tyto alba (common barn owl), 3240 nucleotides long. RefSeq names its product NIM1 serine/threonine protein kinase (gene NIM1K). The transcript is spliced from 4 exons. Gene Ontology annotation, biological process: microtubule cytoskeleton organization; protein phosphorylation; intracellular signal transduction. The record is from RefSeq and is a predicted model, not a curated record. Gene Ontology annotation, cellular component: cytoplasm. Lineage: Eukaryota; Metazoa; Chordata; Aves; Strigiformes; Tytonidae. Gene Ontology annotation, molecular function: protein serine/threonine kinase activity; tau-protein kinase activity; ATP binding. The coding region runs from base 1191 to 2513 and encodes 440 amino acids.
AGGUGACUGUCUACCUUCCCUAAGCUCCAGGCAUUGAGUUACUGCUCUAAUUCUCUCCCCCUCAGUCUGGUGAAUCUGCACACAAUGGCAGUAAGGUGUCUCCCAUGCUCGUCAGUCUUGUGGUGCUACAGGCUGAGAGCAGAGAGGUGAGCAUUGCCACUGCCUGUGCUGCCUCAGAGCUUCUCUGCCCAGCUCAGCACCCUCAGGGAUGCAGCUGCGUGAUUAGCAGCUGCUGAUCAGCUCCUAUUUUUCAAGGUUAAAGAAGAAAGGUAAAGAAGAAAAAAAUGGUGUACUGCUUUAAAGGAACACCAUGUGUCUGGCAAAAUUUUGAGAAGGCUCAAGGCGUUAAAGAAAGCCCAUCUAAAUAAAGGAGGGUUAACGUGACAUUGCAGUUACUUAAUCCUGUAUUGUCCUGCCAUGUGACUGCAGGGAUACUGAGGCGCAGCACUUCUUUUGCCUGGUGCACAGAUUAUUCUUUUCCUGUCAUCUUCCAGGAUCAGUUGCUUUGCUGAACCUGCCAUGAGGAGGAAACAGAGCAGCAACAAACUUUUUACAGCAAGGUUUCAAGGCACAGUGAUAAUUUCAAGGCACAGUGACAGGUCCACAGGCUGAAGAACGAAUCAAAGGCUAACCCUAUGUUCAGCUCUUGGACUGGAACCAGAAUCGAGGAGAACUAUGCUCUUAAGGUUAGCUAUUCAGAAUUAAGUGGAAGCAUCUGUAUUUGUUCAGAGUGGUUUAUCAGCUAUUUGUCUGUUAUGUUUCUAUCAAGUCAGUUUUCAAAGCAGCAAGCUAAAGCCUGAAAAGUCAUGUCAAAUGUUUUGCAUGUGUCAAAUGUACUGCAUAGACUGUGAGCAGCUUGCCUGUUUCUUGCACAAAGUUUACAGUUUUAAUUGCAAAGCGUCUUUUACCUUGUAGAUGAAGAUCCUGACAUACUAAAUCUGUUUGUGAGAGAUGGAUAGAAGCAGCUUCCAUUUUUAUCUCUGGUUUUGAACAGAACUGCAAUAUAUAGAUAUGCCAGAUUUGUUUUUGAAGUAAUUUCCAAACUAAUCCUUGGACUUUCAGUAAGCUGUUUUUGCUAAGUUUGUCACAGUGUCCAUUAUGUGCAGCAUUGCAUAUUCAUACAGAAUGAUUUCAUUUAAACUCCUGAUCGGGACAUCUUGUUAAAUGGGGAAGUGAUUACUGUGUAGACUAUGACAACAGGAUAUGCGAAUGGAGGAAGUCUUGGAAAACACCAUUAUUCCAAGUGGCAUCGUGAGGACAGCGGAGAAGACGAUGGGCACCCAGAGUGCUGUGGAGGAGAUGAAGGGGGCAGGCAGCACAGGCUGACCCCAUUUGAGAAACUGAUGCAGGAUAUGUCCCAGAAUGAAAAAGUGGUGAAAGAGUUAACCCUGGGAAAGAGAAUUGGCUUCUAUCGAGUCAGAGGAGAAAUAGGAAGUGGGAAUUUCUCACAAGUGAAACUUGGAAUUCACUCCUUAACUAAAGCAUUUCUCUUUUCAGAGAAAGUUGCAAUUAAGAUUUUGGACAAGACAAAGCUAGACCGGAGGACUCAACGUUUGCUAUCUUGUGAGAUAUCCAGCAUGGAAAAACUGCACCACCCAAAUAUCAUCAGACUAUAUGAAGUGGUGGAAACACUCUCAAAGCUGCACUUGGUGAUGGAGUAUGCAGGAGGUGGGGAGCUCUUCACUAAAAUCAGUACAGAAGGAAAGAUGCUAGAAACAGAGUGUAAAAUAAUCUUCUCCCAGAUUGUGUCUGCUGUGAAGCACAUGCAUGAUAAUAAUAUCAUUCAUCGGGACUUGAAAGCAGAAAAUGUCUUCUACACCAGUAACACUUGUGUUAAGGUGGGAGACUUUGGAUUCAGCACAAUAAGCAGAAGAGAUGAAACUUUAAAUACCUUCUGUGGCUCUCCUCCUUAUGCUGCCCCUGAACUCUUCCGAGAUGAAAGCUAUGUUGGCAUUUAUGUAGACAUCUGGGCACUGGGAAUCCUGUUAUACUUUAUGACAACGGGUAUCAUGCCAUUUCGAGCAGAUACAGUGGCCAAAUUGAAAAAGUGCAUUCUUGAAGGAACAUACAGUUUGCCUCCCUGCCUCUCGGAAACUUGCCAGAAACUGAUAAAAGGAGUCCUUCAGCCAGUACCAACUGAACGAUACUCUGUCAAACUUAUUAUGAAUAGUGAAUGGAUGCAAGGAAUACAGUAUCCCAAACCUUUACAGCCAUUUAAACUGGAUCCAAGGUAUUUAUCAGACAUCACUACACUCAAAGAGGAAGAAAUUGAAGUGAAAAAUAUUCUGGAAAAUCUGGGAAUCACAGAAGAGCACAUUCAAAAUAACCAGGGAAGAGAUGCGCGCAGCUCAAUAACAGGGGUCUACAGAAUUGUUUUGCACAAAAUACAGAAGAAAAGGGCACUUGAAUAUGUUCCUAUCAUGUCCUAUCUAGACCACAAAGACAACCUGAGAAGAGGAAUCCAUUCUUACAGCAGGAUGAAGCACACAUCCAAGCUGUGUUCCAUUUUAUAAACUGCACUGCAGGCUUUAUACUCAGCACAUUUAACAAAGGGUUUUAUUCACUUUUUACAAGUUCUGAUGUUACAUUUUUUUGCAGUUUUUGAAUAAACCAAAAAUGCCUCAUCUUUACAUUUCCAAAGUCACAGUGAAGCAUUCAAAUACACAUCUCUCAUGUAUUUGUUUGUCCCUUGCUCUACCCAGUGCGAGAACCCCAGUAAGCGAAACAGGUCACUAGCAGAGGUGAUCUUUUAGUAAAGAUCAAAUAGUAUUGCAUUUAACACACUUGGGAGAUUCUGAGUACAGGCAUGUAACAGCUAACUUGAAAAGUUGCACCUCUGCUUGACACAGCUUUACCACUGCAAACCAGGACAGUUUUUGCAAAGAACUAAAUUUAAGCAGAAACUACACCGUGAUCUAAACAACUGCAAAUUCUUCUCUACAACUUCUUCAGCAAAUUAAACAUGAUAAAAUGUAUAUCAGAGCUUCUUUUUAAAAAAUUUUAUUUAAAGAAACAGCAGUGCUGUUGUAGACCACAGUUCUCAAUUUGUCGCAAUUCAGAAAGGCAAAUUAGGAUAUAGUACUUAAACCCUGCAUGGGUAGUUGCAAUUCCUCAUGUGUAACUGGUUGGGCUAUCAUCUACUGACCUGAUGCCUUCCAUUACUUGCACAAGUCUGACAGUCUAGACCUGCUUUGACUUCAGUUGCACUCCAAUAAAAAAAGAUUUAAAUGUACUCUAAAA